Molecule: messenger RNA, 423 nt
Organism: Macrobrachium nipponense
Lineage: Eukaryota; Metazoa; Arthropoda; Malacostraca; Decapoda; Palaemonidae
Exons: 2
Coding region: 1-423 (140 amino acids)
Source: RefSeq, a predicted model, not a curated record
AUGAAGGAAGCCGAAAAACACAGAUGGAAGGCGAGGUGUGAUCAGUUGCUGCGCCUAGAAGCCCUAAAGAUCCCAAGGAGCUUUGUUCUGCCAGCCUUCAGAACUGUGCAGGCCUACCAACUGCAUUACUUCGUAGAUGCAAGCCAGGUCGGGCUCAAGUUGACUGUAGAGGUCAUUGCAGCACGCAUGGAUUGCAAGCUAUGUGAAGAGCUUUGCCAGGAGCUUGAAGAAUCAGUGUUCUGGAGUGGUUCUACAUUGGUCCUCAAGUAUCUCUUCAAUCUCAAGGCAUGCUACCAGCCGUUUGUGGUGAAUCAUGUCAACCUGAUACAUGAGGUGACUCCCUCCACUGCCUGGAGAUAUGUGGACAUAGCCAAAACCCUGGCGGACCUGGCUCUAGAGAAAUCGAUGCCGACUCACUGCUGA